CGGGCAUCUCCUUCUCCCCCUCCUGCUCUUCCCGCCUAUUUAAGCCCUUCCAGGGCUCAAAAGGUGGACACAGACAGGCAGACAGACAAAAAGAAGGAGGAGGAAGAAGAGAGUCAUGGCAGCCAUUUCUUCCAAUGUCAAGCUCUCCGGCACCUUCUUGCUCGUGGUGGUGCUCGUGGGAAUGAUGGUCUUGGCGUCGACCCCGACGGCAACCGCGGCUGUGUCGUGCAACACCGUCAAUUCCAAGCUGAUGCCAUGCUUGGGAUACGUGACCGGUAGUGGGAAAGGGGCACCCUCCUCCACCUGCUGCAGCGGCAUGAAGACUCUCUACGCUAGUCUCAAAGCCGUCAACGACCGUCGAGCCGCCUGCCGCUGCAUCAAGACCCUCACCAGCCGCUACGCCAACAUCAUCAACUUGAACGUCAUCAAGACGCUGCCCAACAAGUGUGGCCUCAAACUCCCUUACACCAUCUCUCCCUCCAUCAACUGCGACAAGCUGCCUUAAACUCAGUAGAUAGAGCACGCUAAGCUGCUCCUGCUGCUGCUGCUGUUGGGAAUUGGGAAGCUGCCGUAGUUCGCAGAGCUGAUGAUGAUGUUUGGUUUACUUCUGCCUGUCUGUUUCUGUUGGAGAGAGAGAGACGUCUCUGUCUUCUCCUAGUGUGACGUUGUACUGUCUUGUCUUCCAGUUUCUAUGGUUCCGAUUAAAUAAGGCUGUGAACUUUGUGCUUCC
This is a messenger RNA of Nymphaea colorata (pocket water lily), 730 nucleotides long. RefSeq names its product non-specific lipid-transfer protein-like. Gene Ontology annotation, biological process: lipid transport. The record is from RefSeq and is a predicted model, not a curated record. Gene Ontology annotation, cellular component: membrane. Bases 116 to 505 code for a protein of 129 amino acids. The transcript has 2 exons. NCBI's taxonomy places the organism in Eukaryota, Viridiplantae, Streptophyta, Magnoliopsida, Nymphaeales, Nymphaeaceae. Gene Ontology annotation, molecular function: lipid binding.